Molecule: messenger RNA, 3112 nt
Organism: Polypterus senegalus (gray bichir)
Lineage: Eukaryota; Metazoa; Chordata; Cladistia; Polypteriformes; Polypteridae
Gene: nudt18
Product: nudix (nucleoside diphosphate linked moiety X)-type motif 18
Exons: 4
Coding region: 173-1138 (321 amino acids)
Molecular function (GO): 8-oxo-dGDP phosphatase activity; magnesium ion binding; 8-oxo-GDP phosphatase activity
Source: RefSeq, a predicted model, not a curated record
GUCGAGGAAGCGAUGUGUCCGCAGAACCGGGUAGAUCGGCACGUAAACAAACGAAGAGCCGCGAUUCGUGAGUUACACUGUAGCUGCGGCUGGAUCCAUUCGUUGAAGACAGGUGCUCAGCAAGUGAAAACAACUGAAACUGAAGGACAAGCUCUGGGCAGGGUUUGCCAAAAUGGCUGCACAGUCAACAGAAGACCAGGCAGAAAGGAUUUUGGAGGGUUCUGGGCUGCAGGUCUCCACUUUUGACUCUGCAUCUGGAGACGUCCAGCCCGUGGCAAUAAGAAAAACUGUUUGUUACAUCGUGAGUGCUGUUAUCCUUAGCCCCAAGAAUGAGGUGCUCAUGGUGCAAGAGGCAAAGGACGAUUGUUAUCAGGAGUGGUACUUGCCUGCUGGGAGAAUGGAACUGAACGAGUCCAUUGUGGAGGGCAUGAGGAGAGAGGUGAAAGAGGAAACCGGUUUUGAAUGCUCACCAAUCACACUGCUUAUGGUUGAGGAGCACGGUCCACGCUGGAUACGCUUCACCUUCCUUGCAGAAAUAACAGGUGGCUCCAUGAAGACCCUUGAAAAUUCAGAUUCAGAGUCCCUCCAGGCUCAGUGGUGGGACAGAAUUUCUCCUCUCUCAUUGCGUGCAAAGGAUAUUCUUCCUCUAAUUGAUUCUGGUGUAAAGUAUAAAGAGAAGCCCUGGUUUCCUCCAACCUUGCCCACAGAGCUACCAUGCUGUGCUGUGUGCCAAAGGUUAAUGGUUACAUUUCUCGACAGCGACAGCAACCUGUGGUUAUUACUUGGAACGAGUGAUGGUCCCCAUCUUCCAAUUACAGUGUCUAAUGAUCGCUGCCAUUCCAUCAUGGCAGCCACUUUCAGGCUAUUAAAAGAAUGUUUAAAACUUCCUGAGGUCAAGAUUAAAACACUGGGAGUUCUUGGUCUGCAGCAUCAUGGGAAACACCCUGGGGACACUGAUGGCAUUUGUUUCAAUAUGUUGGUGUCUGUUGAGCACACUGACAGAGAGGUAAACUCUAGUACUCCUCCAGUGUUGCUCAGUGACAAAUAUCAGUGGUGGAAAGUUGACAGGCAAUGCCUAAAAGACAAGUUACUGGAAAGAUGUGGCUCUAAUGCUGCUGUGCCUAUUUAUUCAAUAUAAAUAAAGGUGCAAGAAAACUGAUUUAUUGCAAAAAGAUUAGGAAAGAUAAGGCAGUACUUUAUUGAUCAGCAACAACACAGAACAAAGUAAAAACAAAGUGCAAACUACUACAUAAGUGCAAGACUCAAGAAUUGUACACACAUAUGCCAAGUGUUCCUUAAAGUAAUGUUAUCCCUGUGCCAAUGUGUCUGUUUAAAAGGUAAGGGGGAGGACAAGCAUGGAUAGAGGAGGUAUUUUACAGACUGAUGGCUGGGAACAAAGAUAGAGCCCCAGUAGCUCCACUUAUCAAUGACUUUUCAUAGCAGUCAAGUGAUUAUUCAAAACAAACAGGAUACAUUGUUUUUAGAUUACCAAGAUUAUCUGUAUAGGGAGACUAUUUGGUUUUUAUUUACUACAUAAUGGCCAGUACCAGAAUAUGUUUUCAGUGGGUGUCCACAAAGCUAGAAUGAUAUCACAUUGAAAAAUCAUGAAGUAAUAGUAAGUAAUAACCUGACAAUUUCAAGAUUUUACUAGAUUUACGGCACCAGAAUUGAAAACAUGAUAAAGACUCAAUAAGAGAUUAACCUCACACAGUAUAGAUAUGAAAUCAAAAUCCCAAUGAUGGAGACAGAAGAAACUAUUCACAAUUGACAAUGUGGAAAAGCUCAAAUUGUAAAUAUGCCUAAAUAUGAUCUGAUAGGGCAGUGAGGCAUUUCAAGCUUGAUAUAUUUGAAACUUAUGUAUAUAUUUGGCACUUUACACACAUGGCCUCGUCUUCUCAGAUGUUUUUCAGUAGUUUUAUGGCUAAGAAUGGCACUUCAACUUUAAUUUGUGCAAAGGAAUUUGCUGCAGAUUUUUUAAGAGGUGUGGCCAUUUGGAAAAUACUAAGCAUAUAGUAUGGAAACUAUAAAUGGAAUCUGCCACAAUGCGCUUUUAGUUAAAUGACAAUCGCAAACAUUCUGCCCACACUAUUGCAUCUUUCUAGAUGUUGAGCUUUGAUUGAUCACAUUUGUCACUCGGUCCUAACUUUUCUUAAUCAAGUUAUGCAUUUUUAGCAAGCAUUGAUCGCUCUGGCAAGAUUUCUUUUGUGAAGCUGGUAAAAGCUUGUGUAUGAUGCUUUGCUUUGAAAAUCAGAGACCUCUAUUGAAAAGUAGCACACUUGAAGAGUUCUUUAUGGUUUACUGCAAUAAAUGAAUAUAUGUAUUUCAAAUAAUUUUUCCUUUGCUAGUUUCAGUUGGAUAGGCUGCAACAUUCCUAAUUUUAUUUUGCUGAUUACUGUAUUAAGAUUUAAAUAUAAGAGGCCAAAAAUGUGCUGCUCUUGUUUGUGGGAAGCAGCACUCUUUAAGUGCUGUUUAAUAUGAUGGAUUAUUAUAUGGAGGUCUACCCCACUCUCUUUCUACUGAUGGCCUAAACAUUUUCUUAUUUGUGUUCUAUGUCACUAACUUUUCUGAAUGUGACUAAAUGCAGUGUUUUCCCUUCCCCUCUCAAUUUCUUCUCUUUUUUUUUUUUUUUUUGAGAACUUGGGUUUCAUUUCUGCUUUCACUUGAUGCUGUCAGGUUAUUCUCUGGUGUAUAAGGAGAAUUUGAUCAUGAACAAAUGGAUGGAUGGGCAGCAUUAUUUGUUAAAAAAUUUAAAUACAUUUCUGGCCUGACCUGCAAUCAUUUCGGCAAGCCUAGAAUAGAAUUAUGCAGCCAGCUCUUGUUUUAGACUUUGAUACCAAUACGGAGUUGUGAUUUGUAGCAAUGUUUAAGCCAACACUAAAUGACGUUUAAUAAUCUAAUCUAGUAGAUACACUUUCUAUGUAAAUGCACUUUCAAAGUUACUACCCAGUGAAGUUUCCUGUCCAUGUUCUUUUUUUUCUUUUAAUUUCUGAUUAUGAGCAAUAUACACUAUUAUAGGUUCAUCUUCAUGAAAAGACUAAUGAAUGAGUAACCCUAUUUGUGCCUGAAUUGCUUAAAUAAACAUGUCACCUUAAUACAUUUUCAAGUGAUUUCU